UAAACAGUACAGAUGCCACGAAGAAGAACUUCCUCGCAGGGCGUGGUGGGAUAGCAGUCUUCCUCAGUGGAGGACUGAACAGUGCCCCAGCUGGCUGGCUAGCUGCAGAGAGAAGAUGGCUGCAGAGGGGAUUUUCAGGCCAGUGUCUGAAAACAGAGCGCCGUUUGUCAUGUUGAACGACGACUAGCCCCAGCGUGUCACCCCGGUUGUUGUGUCGGUCGGUUCCGCCUGGAUUCGUCGGAGGGGAUAAAACAACAUGGGGUCGCAGACUUUGCAGAUCCUGAGGCAGGGGGUCUGGGCUUCAAUCACAGGCGGAUGGUACUACGACCCCGAUCAGAAUACGUUCGUCAACGCUUUACAUCUCUACAUCUGGCUCUUUCUGCUAUGUUUCCCCUUCACGCUGUACAUGGCCCUACCGCCAACCAUGGUGAUAGUGGGAAUCUACUGUGGUGUGAUUGCUGCCAUGUUCCUGCUGCUGAAGACGGUGAAUUACCGCCUCCACUAUGCCUUGGAUGAGGGGGAGGUGGUGGAGCAUCAGGCUAAGGAGAAUCAGGGGAGCAGAGGUGGCACAGAGGGGGCUAUUGAUGGAGGCGUGACCCGAAGGGAGGACAGCAAUGGCCCAGGGGACCCUGGAGGGGGUAUUGAGAUGGCAGACUUCAUCCGACAAGAGACUCCACCAGUGGACUGCAGUUCCAGGAACUCCUAUAUUGGGAUGGAGUCUAACCAGCAGACCAGCUCUACACAUUCUAACUGGCCAAUGAUGUCUCUCAUCACGACAGCCCCAGGAAGUGAGGAGACGGUCAUAUUUCGCCGCGAACGUAGCACAUUUCGUCGGCAGGCUGUGCGGCGGCGACACAACGCAGGGAGUAACCCCACCCCACCCACCUCCAUCAUUGGAUCUCCUCUCAGUCUUCAGGAGGCUCUCAACCAGGCCUCCCAGCCUUCUACUUCCCAGGUGAAAAGUCAGCCAUCCAGAACCUCGUCCCAGGUUACAGUGCUGAGCGCUAGCGCGUCCCUGCUGGCCAGGAAUGGAAGCGCACACCUGGAGGGUUCUCAGGACAAGGCCUCAACUGUUGGUGCCACCAGCUUGCAGGAGGACUUCGGAAAGCUCACUCCCUCUUUAUAUGAGGCUGGCGGAUGUGAUAUGUCGCUGGUCAAUUUUGAACCUGCAACCAGACGAGCCUCCAAUAACAUAUGGGAUACGGACUCCCACCUCUCCAGUUCUACCUCAGUUCGCUUUUACCCUCAUGACCUGAUCUCCCUCCCUCAGAUCCGUUUGAACCGUCUGCUGACUAUGGACCCAGAGCUGCUGGAACAGCAGGACGGAGAUCUGAGUCCGGAGCUUCAGGAUGCACCACUGGGACAAGAGGAUCCUGCGGGCUCUGCUGCAGCUGGGAAAGCGAAGCAGUACUACCGUCUGUGGCUUCUCCCGUACCUGUGGGUCGGCCUGCACUUUGACCGACUUACCCUGCUGGCGCUGUUCGACAGGAACCGUGAGGUUUUAGAGAAUGUGUUGGCAGUGGUGCUGGCUGUCCUUGUGGCCUUUCUGGGUUCCGUGCUGCUGGUUCACGGCUUCUUCACUGAUAUCUGGGUCUUUCAGUUCUGCCUCGUCAUUGCAAGCUGCCAGUAUUCCUUACUAAAGAGUGUUCAACCAGACUCCUCUUCCCCUCGUCAUGGCCAUAAUCGUAUCAUAGCAUACAGCCGGCCUGUCUAUUUCUGCCUGUGCUGUGGCCUCAUUUGGCUGCUCCACUACAGCAGUCUGCGGACCACUUCCUCUCGCUUCACCCUGUAUGGAGUCGCACUCACCAGCUCCCUGGUGCUCACCUCUGCCAGGGACCUCGUCAUAGUCUUUACUCUGUGUUUUCCCAUCAUCUUCUUUGUGGGGCUGCUGCCACAAGUCAAUACGUUCGUCAUGUAUCUCUUCGAGCAGCUGGACAUCCAUGUGUUCGGGGGCAAUGCCUCUACAAGCCUUCUGUCAGCACUGUACAGCAUCCUGCGCAGCAUCGUCACUGUCGCUCUGCUUUACGGCUUCUGCUACGGAGCUCUGAAGGAGACCUGGGAGCCUCAUCACAUCCCUGUGCUAUUUUCUGUAUUCUGUGGCCUCUUGGUGGCAGUGUCUUACCACCUGAGCCGGCAGAGCAGUGACCCCUCUGUCCUCCUCUCACUGGUACAGUCCAAGAUUUUACCCAAUUUAAGAGACAAAAAUCCAGAAGACCCCCUGUCAGAGGUCCAGGACCCUCUGCCAGAGAAACUUAGGUCUUCAGUGAAUGAGCGUUUGCAGUCUGACCUGAUCGUCUGUGUGGUCAUUGCUGUCCUUUACUUCGCCAUCCACGUUAGCACAGUAUUCAUAGCGCUGCAGCCUUUCCUCAGUUAUGUCCUGUAUGCUCUGCUGGGGACGGUGGGGUUGCUCACCCACUACCUGCUGCCUCAAGUUCGCAAGCAGCUACCCUGGUACUGCUUCUCUCACCCUCUUUUAAAAAACAAGGAGUACUACCAGUUUGAAGUCAGGGAUGCAGCCCAUGUAAUGUGGUUUGAAAAGCUGCACGUGUGGCUGCUGUUUGUGGAAAAGAACGUUCUCUAUCCACUCGUUAUUCUCAACGAGCUCAGCGGCAGCGCCAGAGAGCUGGCCAGCCCGAAAAGACUCGACACCGAAAUCGGCGCACUGAUGAUCACAGUGGCAGGCCUGAAACUGCUUCGCUCCUGCUACAGCAGUCCUACCUACCAGUAUGUGACGAUCCUCUUCACUGUCCUCUUCUUCACCUUUGACUACCGUCAACUGUCGGAGACGCUGUUGCUUGACCUCUUCCUGAUGUCUAUCAUUUUCAGCAAGAUGUGGGAGCUGUUCUAUAAGCUGCACUUCGUUUACACCUACAUCGCCCCCUGGCAGAUCACGUGGGGUUCAGCCUUCCACGCCUUUGCUCAGCCCUUUGCCGUGCCUCACUCUGCCAUGCUGUUUGUCCAGGCUGUAGUGUCAGCAAUCUUCUCCACCCCCCUCAAUCCCUUUCUGGGCAGCGCCAUUUUCAUCACUUCUUAUGUCCGUCCUGUCAAGUUCUGGGAGAGAGACUACAACACUAAAAGAGUGGAUCACUCAAACACUCGACUGGCCUCUCAGUUGGACAGAAAUCCAGGCUCUGACGACAACAAUUUGAACUCCAUCUUCUAUGAGCACCUGACCCGCUCCCUGCAGCACAGCCUCUGUGGAGACCUCCUCUUGGGCCGCUGGGGAAACUUCAGCACCGGGGACUGUUUCAUUUUGGCUUCUGACUACCUGAACGCGUUGGUGCACCUCAUAGAAAUUGGUAACGGCCUUGUUACCUUUCAGCUUCGAGGGCUGGAGUUCAGAGGAACUUACUGCCAACAGAGGGAAGUCGAAGCCAUCACUGAAGGGGUGGAGGAAGAUGAGGGCUGCUGCUGCUGCGAGCCAGGCCAUCUCCCUCACAUCCUAUCCUUUAAUGCUGCCUUUGGGCAGCGCUGGCUGGCGUGGGAGGUGCUGGUCACCAAAUAUGUUCUGGAGGGCUACAGCAUCACUGAUAACAGCGCUGCCUCCAUGCUGCAGGUGUUCGAUCUACGCCGCAUCCUCACCACCUACUAUGUCAAGGGUAUCAUCUACUAUGUAGUUGCUUCUCCUAAACUGGAGGAAUGGCUGGCUAAUGAGACCAUGAAAGAUGGCCUGCGGGGAUGUGGAGAGAGGAACUAUGUCGAUCUGGAUCCCACUUUCAAUCCCAACAUUGAUGAGGACUAUGACCACCGGCUUGCGGGCAUCUCCAGGGACAGUUUCUGUGGUGUCUAUCUGGGCUGGAUCCAGUACUGCAACUCCCGAAGGGCCAAGCCACUGGACAGUGAGAAAGACUCACCUCUGGUGCUGCUCUGCUUUGGACUGUGCGUGCUGGGAAGGAGAGCUCUGGGAACUGCAGCCCAUCAUAUGUCCAGCAAUCUGGAGUCUUUCCUUUAUGGACUUCAUGCUCUUUUUAAAGGAGAUUUUCGCAUCUCUUCAGUGCGAGAUGAGUGGAUCUUUGCAGACAUGGAACUGCUCAGGAAAGUUGUGGUGCCUGGUAUCCGAAUCUCUCUCAAACUACACCAGGACCACUUCACGUCCCCCGACGAGUACGAUGAGCCAGCAGUUCUUUUCGAGGCCAUCUCCUCUCACCAGCAGAACCUGGUCAUCGCUCACGAAGGGGACCCUGCCUGGAGGAGUGCCGUUCUGUCAAACGCCCCGUCGCUCCUAGCUCUGCGCCACGUCCUGGACGAAGGAACCAACGAGUAUAAAAUUAUAAUGCUCAAUAGGCGAUACCUCAGCUUCCGGGUUAUCAAGGUAAAUAAAGAAUGUGUCCGAGGACUUUGGGCAGGGCAGCAGCAGGAGUUAGUGUUCCUGAGAAAUAGAAAUCCAGAGCGUGGGAGCAUCCAGAACGCCAAGCAGGCUCUGCGUAACAUGAUCAACUCUUCUUGCGACCAGCCUAUUGGAUAUCCAAUCUACGUAUCCCCGCUGACAACCUCCUACUGCAACUCACACCCGCAGCUCGGACACAUCCUGGGAGGUCCCAUCAGCAUCGGAAACAUCCGCAACUUUAUUGUCAGCACCUGGCACAGAUUACGGAAAGGUUGUGGUGCAGGCUGUAAUAGUGGCGGAAAUAUCGAGGAUUCAGAUGCAGGGGGUUUGUCCUGCGGCAGUGGGAAUGGGACAGGUGGCGACUCUCAGCAGAGCUCAAUAUCUCAGGGGGGCACCUCAGGACCUCCCCCUCCUCACUCAUACCAGCCACAUACUCUGGGCACCAGUCAAAGUUCCCAGUCGGUUCAGUCGGGUUUGGUGCGGCACUCUCCCGCCCGGGCCUCCGUGGCGAGCCAUUCGUCAUCAUACCGCUAUGGCAGCAGCCGCCACUCCUCGCUUCGCACCUCCACCACCGGCCUGGAGCCCUGUCGACGUUCCUCUACCAGCCAGCUGUCUCUACGCACGCUCCCUACAUCUCUGCAGCUCCGGCUGGGCUCCACCUCUGAUCCCGCUGGCCCUUCAGCCUCCCUCUCCAGCCACAGCAUACCUCCCUGCAAACGUCACACACUGGUUGGCCUACUGGGCAAUGAUGGCCUCUGCAACACCGUGACAGACCCCCUCAGCCAGCACCAUCACCAUCAUCAACACCUACAGCAACACAACCCCACUGUCUCCACAGUACGGAGAGAUGACAUCUCCUACAGAGUGCAGAUUGUGGACGUGAGUCUGGUGCUGGAGAACAUUAACUUAUCGAAGCGGAAAGAGCUGCAGUGGCCAGACGAAACCAUGAGACUGAGAGCAGGAAGGACCUGCUGGAGAGACUGGAGCCCUUUAGAGGGCAUGGAAGGGCAUGUGAUUCACCGGUGGGUGCCUUGUAGCCGAGACCCAGCCAAUCGCUCCCAUAUAGACAAAACCAUCCUGCUGGUACAGGUGGAAGAUAAGCUAGUGCCCAUUAUUGAGACUGGGGUCAUUGAGUUGGGUGCAGAGGUUUGAGGAUAAGCAAGCACACAAACACAAACAGACACUUGCACGCACACAUAUACCCCUGCGCGCUUGCGUGGAGAUGAAGUCAGACCUUCUUCUGGCUUUUAACAGGAGGCUGGAGACAAACAGGAAAUGGGAGCUCUCCCCCCUCCCCCGUUCCUUACUGCUGAGGGGGAAAGGAAGCCAGGGAAAUGUGCAAGCACAGGCAGAGUAUACAUUUAUCCAAUGCUUUCAUCGACACUCACAUCCACAAUAUCUGCCUUGCUUUGCGUCUCAGAAAUGCUGCAUGACAGUAAACAACUCUUAAGUUAGUUCUUGCUACUGGUAAUUAAUUUCUAUGCAUUUCCUUUUCUUUUUUUCUUUUGGAAAUCCUGACAGAGCUGAGUGUAAGGAGCUCGUGGAGCUCUUUCUUCUUUCUUGUUUGUCCUCUAUUUGCCAAAUAAGUUUAUUGAAUAUCUGCUAUGGAUUCAUACAUGUGAAAUCCUUAUGUUUUUUAUUUUUUGUUUUUUGCUGCCAAGACUACAAAGAAAGUUGUGGUGCAGAACUGACAGAAGUCAGAGACUCGAUGUUGUCCUCAACACCCUCUGUUUCAUUGUUGUCAUUCCGUUUGGAUUAGUUUGAAAUUUGCAAGAUUAAUUUACGCCUAAGAAAAAAAGAACUUGCACUAUUUUUUUUUUUAAUUUACAGUGAUGGACUACAAUCUUUAGAUAAAUUCACAUUUUAUUUAUUACAGAUUCUGAAUGGCCAUGGUUACAGAUGCCUUGGGAAUGGAAAGAAAAAUGCAAUCAUUAUUCUGUUUUUGGCCAUUUUUAU
This is a messenger RNA of Pundamilia nyererei, 6283 nucleotides long. It is a transcript of the gene pcnx1, whose product is annotated as pecanex 1. The coding region runs from base 257 to 5479 and encodes 1740 amino acids. The transcript is spliced from 34 exons. NCBI's taxonomy places the organism in Eukaryota, Metazoa, Chordata, Actinopteri, Cichliformes, Cichlidae. Gene Ontology annotation, cellular component: membrane. The record is from RefSeq and is a predicted model, not a curated record.